Molecule: messenger RNA, 2367 nt
Organism: Metarhizium album ARSEF 1941
Lineage: Eukaryota; Fungi; Ascomycota; Sordariomycetes; Hypocreales; Clavicipitaceae
Product: flavodoxin and radical SAM domain protein
Exons: 2
Coding region: 1-2367 (788 amino acids)
Biological process (GO): wybutosine biosynthetic process
Molecular function (GO): catalytic activity; 4 iron, 4 sulfur cluster binding; FMN binding
Source: RefSeq, a predicted model, not a curated record
AUGUCUGCAGUCUGCGAGAAAGCAGAUCCCCUCGAGGGUAUCUUUGGCUGGCCGCCUGGGUCCAGGUUCAGCGACAUUGUCGAACUAUGGCAUGGCCACCGGACACCGAUAAUUUUGUGCGCGCUAGUUUUGCUCGUUGUAUUUCGAAUCUAUGUGCACAAUUUUGAGGAAGCGGGAUCGCUGAAGAAGCUGCCGAAACGGUACGAAAAGGAAAUUGAGCCCUCGAGCGCGAACAAGCAGCCGAAUGUUUCGAGUUUCGAAACGCCAAUCGUCAAGCCCAACGGACCUCGACGAAUCAAAGGCGGCAUUGCCAAGAAGCCAGCGGCGCAAGAAAACGAAGAACCCGACAAGAGCCGACCCAUCAAGACGAUGGUGUUUUUCUCAUCGGUCACGACCAAGACGGACAAGAUUGCGCGACAGUAUAUAAACACUUUGGGACAAUCGGUUGAUCAGCUCUCGCGCGAGACGGAGCGCCGAUUUCUCAAGCCUGAGCUCCACGAUCUGUCGGAAAUCGAUUUCGAGGAUUUUUUUGUCAGCCCCGCCAAGACGGUCGAGAAUGCCCAUCUAUUCUACCUAUUCCUUAUCCCUAGCUACAACAUCGACACCAUCAACGACACACUGCUGCAACACCUCGAAGAGACGCACCAUGACUUCAGAAUUGACACUGCACCUUUGGCAUCUCUGUUAGGGUACUCAGUAUUUGGGUUCGGAGACAAGGAGGGCUGGCCUAAUGAGGCGGACGGGUAUUGCUUCCAGGCUACAGAGUUGGAUAAAUGGAUGUCCAAGUUGACUGGCCGCAAGCGCGCAUACCCUGUUGGCAUGGGUGAUAUGAAGAGCGACCAUUCUAAACGGUUUAAGGAGUGGACAUGGGGUGUACAAGAAGCCAUCGCCCAUGUUGCUAGCACCGGAAGCCUGGGCGAAGGUGUUCCCGGCAGUGGUGAUGCCAUUGAAAGCGACGCAGAGGAUGCGGCCGAGGAAGACGAUGGGGCGUUACUGAUUGAAGGAGAUGUGUCCAGUGGCGACAAGGAAUUUUCUCGACCCCUAGAUGACGUAGAAGAUUUGGGUCGCAUGAUUCGAACAGCUGACAGCGAUGGGAAGAAAGCGCCGCCUCCCGUCGACUUCACCUCACACGGCUCACCGUCUACAAAGGAGCGCAGACCGACAGCCCCCGUUAUCAAGGAAAUGGUCGCCAAAAAUUCGCCAACAUAUGCGGCCCUCACCAAGCAAGGUUACUCAAUCGUCGGCUCUCACUCGGGCGUCAAGAUCUGUCGCUGGACAAAGUCGGCCCUGCGCGGCCGAGGAAGCUGCUACAAGUACUCGCUGUAUGGCAUCAAUUCCCACCAAUGCAUGGAGACGACACCGUCUCUGUCCUGCUCCAACAAAUGCGUCUUUUGCUGGCGACACGGCACCAAUCCCGUGGGCACCACAUGGCGCUGGGUAGUUGACCCCCCGGAGAUGAUAUUCGAAGGCGUCAAAGAAAACCACUACAAGAAGAUCAAGAUGAUGCGCGGCGUGCCCGGCGUGCGAGCAGAGCGGUACGCCGAGGCCCUCAGGAUCCGCCACUGCGCACUCUCGCUGGUCGGAGAACCCAUCUUCUACCCUCACAUCAACGAAUUCCUCGCCAUGCUCCACGCAGAACGCAUCUCGUCGUUUCUGGUCUGCAACGCCCAACACCCCGACCAGCUAGCGGCCCUCAAGGCCGUCACCCAGCUCUACGUCUCCAUCGACGCUUCCAACAAGGAUUCCCUCCGCAAAAUCGACAGACCCCUACACCGCGACUUCUGGGAGCGUUUCCAGCGCUGCCUGGACAUUCUCCGCGAGAAACGGUUCCGCCACCGCACCGUCUUCCGCCUCACCCUCGUCAAGGGCUUCAACGUCGAAGACGAAGCAGAGGGCUACGCGCAGCUCGUGGAGCGCGGACUCCCCUGCUUCGUCGAAGUCAAGGGCGUCACGUACUGCGGGACAUCGACCUCCUCCAACGCCGGGCUGAGCAUGUCCAACGUCCCGUUCUACUGGGAAGUUUGCGAAUUCGUCAAGGCUCUCGAGCAGAGACUCCAGGCCAAGGGCUUACAGUACGGCAUUGCGGCGGAGCACGCGCACAGUUGCUGUGUUCUGCUCGCCAGUGAGCGGUUCCUGGUCAGUGGCAGGUGGCACACGCACAUUGAUUAUGAGCGCUUCUUCGAGCUGCUCGAGGAGAGGGGACCGGAUGGCGACUGGACGCCCGAGGAUUACAUGGGCGCGCCGACCCCCGAGUGGGCGUUGUGGGGGAAUGGAGGCUUUGAUCCGAGAGACGACCGGGUCGACAGGAAGGGAAGGAAGAUUGAGAACGUCGUGGUGCGAGAGGCCCCGCCGCCGGAGAGCUGGUAA